CUUCUCUUUCUUCCCAACAUGCUCAUGGCUCCCGUCUGCGAAGCUCCCCAUCUUCACAGGCGGCCAAUCCAGCAAUAAUACGGCAAUUGAGUGUUGCCAUAACCAGCACUUCUGAAACCAUGGCUUCUGCUAAUUACGUAUGCCUCCCGACGUGUUGUGCGUGCGUGGUUGCUUGGUUUUAACGGAAGCAGAUGUCUCCCACUUCCUCGACAACAACGCCAACAUGGCACCAGUUUGAGCGGAAGGUUGAUGAGGUAAAGCCAUCCAAGACUGACAUUAACUAUCUCGUUAUGGACUACCUCAUUACCAAUGGAUAUCCAACCGCUGCGAAGAAGUUCGCUUCAGAGGCCAACAUCCAACCCAGGGCGGAUGUAGAGGCUAUUCAAGAAAGAGUAGAAAUUCGCACUGCCAUUCACUCGGGGGAUAUCCAAGCUGCGAUCGAAAAGAUCAACGAGCUGAAUCCACAGAUCUUGGAUGAAAAUCCACCCCUGCAUUUUGCACUCCUACGUUUGCAACUUGUGGAGCUGAUUCGCUCGUGCACAUCUAAACCUGACGGAGAUAUCACUCCUGCCCUUGAGUUUGCGACAUCGCAACUCGCACCCCGGGCUCCCACAAACCCUCAGUUCUUGGAAGAUCUUGAGAGGACGCUGGCGCUCCUCAUCUUCCCCACUGAGAACCUUACACCUGCUCUAGCUCCUCUCCUACAUCCUGACUUGCGUAAAGAUAUAGCCACUAGCGUGAACGAAGCUAUCCUGCAGAAUCAGGGCGCUCGUAAAGAAGCCCGGUUGCGCAAUCUGGUCAAGUUGCGUGCCUGGGCGGAACAAAAGGCCCGUGAAGCUAAGAAGGACAUCCCGGAGAAACUAGAUUUGGGCCUCAGCGAUAAUAACACCCAGGGUCAUAACGGCGCAUCUAACGAUACUUUGAUGGCCAAUAACGGAGACGUUGAUCCAAUGAUCUCUUGAUAGAUUUGGCCAGCGGGCUCGGCUAAUCAUACUGUAGUGCGAUAUCACGACCCAUUUUUAUGACUGUUACCACCGGCGUUGCCAACUAUAGCGAGGUGUUUGGCGCAGAUACACAUUGGCCAAGACAAUUCCCUUGAUACUUUUGUAGCAAACUUAUCUUAAUACAAAGUUACUACCGUUAGAUCUCAAACUCACAUUGCAAUCUCAAUUGUUGAUGUUCUA
Aspergillus caelatus is the source of this 1184-nucleotide messenger RNA. RefSeq lists its product as uncharacterized. The transcript has 3 exons. NCBI's taxonomy places the organism in Eukaryota, Fungi, Ascomycota, Eurotiomycetes, Eurotiales, Aspergillaceae. Gene Ontology annotation, biological process: proteasome-mediated ubiquitin-dependent protein catabolic process. The record is from RefSeq and is a predicted model, not a curated record. Gene Ontology annotation, cellular component: nucleus; cytoplasm. Gene Ontology annotation, molecular function: protein binding. The coding region runs from base 192 to 962 and encodes 256 amino acids.